Messenger RNA from Acytostelium subglobosum LB1, 1083 nucleotides. RefSeq lists its product as hypothetical. The annotation marks the transcript as partial. The record is from RefSeq and is a predicted model, not a curated record. Gene Ontology annotation, molecular function: NAD+ kinase activity. NCBI's taxonomy places the organism in Eukaryota, Evosea, Eumycetozoa, Acytosteliales, Acytosteliaceae. Gene Ontology annotation, biological process: NADP+ biosynthetic process; NAD+ metabolic process. The transcript is spliced from 3 exons.
UCGUCAUGCCAGGCAUCAUCAUUCAAUUGGACAUAUCAAUCUAUGCGUCUCUACACUACAGACUCAUCAUCCUCAUCCUCGACAUCAAAGGCAUCAACAACAUCAACGACAUCAACGACAAAGAGAAGAUAUAGUGCUGCAUCAUCCAACUCCAACAACUCCAACUCAAAUAAUACCAAUCAUUCACAUCAUGGUCAACAUCAUCAUACACAGCAGACUGCAGGUGCAUCUCAACAGGUGACCCACCCUGCAUUGGUAAAGCUGUCAGAGAUGCCACAGAGGAUCAACUAUCAAAUAUCAAGAGAGAACAACAACCCAGUUGGAAUCAACAGACAAGAGGGCAGCAGGACACGCUUCACCUGGAAAGGACUGCCGCGCACCGUCCUCAUCGUCAAGAAGCACAAAGACAAGCGUACAGCAAUGUGGCUACACACCAUCGCGUUAUGGCUGAAGGAGAAGUAUAACCUUAGAGUGUUGGUCGAGCCCAAUGUGUUGGCUACGGUCGAGUCGUCACAUAUUGAGAGUUACUCGGAUGAGGAGAGACAUAUGCUUGGCAAGGUUGUGGACUUUGUAAUCACACUUGGUGGUGAUGGUACACUACUCCAUGUCUCAUCAUUGUUCAGGGAGGAUGUACCACCUAUCAUAUCAUUCCAUCUCGGUACCCUUGGCUUCCUGAUGCCAUUCAACGUGGAGGACUAUCAAGAUGCAAUCAGCAAUGUGAUAAAGGGAGAGUUCUUGUGCACGAAUAGGAUGAGACUCACUUGUGAUAUAUACCAGAAACAACAGUUGGGCACAGAUCAGCCUUCAAAGAGCUUCCAGGUGAUGAAUGAAGUGACGAUACAUCGUGGAUCAAAUCCACAUUCGGUCGUGAUCAACUGUACGAUCAAUGGUCAUAUGCUUACCGAUAUCGUUGGCGAUGGACUGAUCGUUGCCACGGCCACUGGAUCAACGGCCUACUCACUGUCUUGUGGCGGUCCCAUGGUGCAUCCCUGUAUAAACUGUAUAUUAAUCACGCCCAUUGCGCCAAGCUCCCUAACGUCCAAGCCAUCACUGUUGCCCGAUGACUCGGUACUCAAGUUGAAU